Messenger RNA from Pseudogymnoascus destructans, 1319 nucleotides. RefSeq lists its product as uncharacterized. The record is from RefSeq and is a predicted model, not a curated record. The transcript is spliced from 3 exons. Gene Ontology annotation, molecular function: DNA-binding transcription factor activity. Gene Ontology annotation, biological process: negative regulation of DNA-templated transcription. Lineage: Eukaryota; Fungi; Ascomycota; Leotiomycetes; Thelebolales; Thelebolaceae. The coding region runs from base 194 to 1102 and encodes 302 amino acids.
CUUCACUUUCUUCUGUCAACAGUUGUGAACUACUAUAUUUUACUUCACUGUCUGUGUUUGUUGCAUAUUUAUACUGUGUACAUUCAAACCCUUUGAUCUAAGAGCUUGGAACCACUGUACAGCUAUCGAUUUCGGAGGCGAAGCUUGUUAGAUUGAGAUCUAAACUCACGUAAGGCGGGGACUGGUAGCGACGAUGAGUAGUGAAAUUGCCGCUCUGGAGGCAGAGAUCAAGGAGUACAGGCUUCAGCUUGAGACUGUGCAAUUAGGUCUCCAAUCUGACCCCAGCAAUGCCGAACUCCUCGAGCUAAAGAAUGAACUCGACCAAGUAAUCGCCCUCUCCCAAUCCGCCAUCGCCGAUAUUGCGCCUCCCUCCGCACCACCAAAAGCCCAGCACAAAGCCUCCCCGGCACCAGCUGUACCCUCCGCACCCGAAAAAUGGAAACGCGAGAACCAUCCCAAGUUCCGCGAUGCAGCGCCAGCGGCGGCGGAGGAGGAGGAGGCGCGCGAGAAGCCGAAUUUCCAGGUCAAUGAUAUGGUGUUGGCGAAGUGGCAUUCGGGAGAUAAGGGGUUCUAUCCUGCGAGGAUCACGAGUAUUACGGGAAGCAGUGUCGAUCCGGUGUACAUCGUCAAGUUCAAGUCCUACGAUACAGUAGAGACGCUGCGGGGUCGGGAUGUGAGAGCGAUUUCCACCGCAGCGAAGCGGAAGGCUGACGGGACACCCAUUUCCUCGUCAGGGGAGAGAAGAGAGAGCGCGAGAGGCGUGAUAAGUGCAGAGGCGGAGAUUGAUAAAGAUGCGCAACUGACGCGGGAGAGGGAGGUGAGUAAAGUUGGGGAUGGACCGGUGAGACCGGAAAGGGCGCCGAAGAAGAUCAAGGCGAAUAAGGAGCUGGAGAAGGGGAAGUCGAAGUGGCAGGAUUGGGCGGCGAAGGGGAUGGGGAAGAAGGGGACGCCGGGGGUGAAGAAGAAAGAGAGUAUGUUUCGCACGCCGGAGGGGGUGCAUGGACGAGUGGGAUUCACGGGGUCGGGACAGACUAUGAGGAAGGAUCUGUCGAGGAGCCGACAUAUUUACCAGACCAACGGUGAUGAAGAGGGGCUGCAGUGAGGUGAAUUGGGGAUAUGAAGUCAGGGGAUCACAGGUCUGUGCCAGUAUUACCCAUUCUCCUGGAGCGGCGGUUGUCGGGCGCAUGUAUGAUGUUCAGGUGGGGCUGCUUCUUCGAUUGUGUAAUAUGAAACUACCACGCCCAUAAAUAAGACCGCGCUCACGCUCUUGCAAUAUUAGGAAAUACCAAAUGUUAGGAAAUACGAAACAAGUACAAAAA